This is a messenger RNA of Vitrella brassicaformis, 989 nucleotides long. Lineage: Eukaryota; Vitrellaceae. The record is from the annotation of a GenBank genome assembly.
UCAGCUGAUUUCGCCUUCCUACAUCGAGAACAGCCAAAUCAAAGGAAUGGAUGUGACCUAGUAUGGAUGGCUCACUUCUGUGAUGAGCCACUCCUCGCCAGACGAGGAUGUGAUUGACGCGAGACGGCUACGGGUGGUGGUGAGGAAGUUGCCAGCGGCCUCCUUCGCGCUCUGUGUGGUCGGCGCAGAAGCUCCCUCUUGUCGCAUGAGGCGACGUCGGUGUGGGCAUGCAAGGUUCAUCUCAGAGGAGAGAUGCACGCCCGCCGUGGUGAGAUUGGACGGAGAGAGACCUGAAUACGCGCAGAAGGGAAGCGAUGCACUGCAUAAGUGAUGUAGGCGAACCACACUCACCAGCUUGUUGGGCGAGUGUCAGUAUGGCGCCCCUGAGCGAAACGACCUCAUCGUAUAGAUCGGGCACGGAGGCAUUGACUUGAGGGGGCACGGGCUCAGAGGCUGACACACACACACACACACACACACGUGUCGCACACAAUGAGUACCACUGUGAGUGUGCGCCAUAUUGCUGUACCGGGAAGAAGGCCAUAGCGCCGCAAAGUGAAGUUGAACCACCCAUCGAAGCCGGGAGUGUCUCCAAGGGAGAAGCCAGAUGGCAGCAAAGUCGUGUCUGGGGAAGGGCGGUCGUCAGUGCGAUGCACGUCGCCAUGGUUGUCUCUCGCGUCGGUUGACACCUCGCUCUUGUUGUCCAGACGGAACAAAUUGGCGGCCUGACGAGUCACACCUCUGAGAGCCUCGCGUCCCACAACGGCAACUGCAUGGAAGCAAGGACAUGAUGUUGUACUGUCGCGCGGGAGCUGCCAUGUCCGCACCUGUGUCGGGAAGCACGGUGCAGAUCGCACUCGUCAGCAGGAAGAUGCAGCUAGAUAAGGACACCAUAACAAAGCGCCUGAGAGCAGGCCGGCGAGGGGGCCGAUCGUGACCCUCCAUCGACUGAAAGUACCCCGGCGACAAAGAGAGGAGCGACACACUGU